This is a messenger RNA of Cheilinus undulatus (humphead wrasse), 995 nucleotides long. It is a transcript of the gene psme1, whose product is annotated as proteasome activator subunit 1. Gene Ontology annotation, cellular component: nucleoplasm; cytoplasm; proteasome activator complex. Gene Ontology annotation, molecular function: endopeptidase activator activity. Gene Ontology annotation, biological process: positive regulation of endopeptidase activity; regulation of G1/S transition of mitotic cell cycle; regulation of proteasomal protein catabolic process. The transcript is spliced from 12 exons. The coding region runs from base 96 to 851 and encodes 251 amino acids. Lineage: Eukaryota; Metazoa; Chordata; Actinopteri; Labriformes; Labridae. The record is from RefSeq and is a predicted model, not a curated record.
AUCACGGACCUUGAUUUAAACUUGGGAAAGUACGGAACUGUGUGCUAAUACGCGUUACUUUCGAUUUCGCUUUUUAUGCUGAGUAACUAGACGACAUGGAGACUUCUUUUGAUAUCCGUCUGGAGUCGAAGAAACAGGUGGAUGACUUCUGCCAAAAGCUCACAAAGGAGGCAGAAGGACUGGUUUCAAAAUUCUUCCCUCAGAAGAUUGAGGAGCUGCAGAUGCUGCUGAAGACAUCCUUCAGCUGUGAUGACCUGGCAUCAUUGAAGGCUCCACUGGACAUCCCGAUUCCAGACCCAGCUAAAGAGGAGGCCAAACGCAAGAAAAAAGAGGAGAAAGAGGCAAAGGAAGGGAAGAAAGACAAAGACAGCGAUAAAGAAGAGGAAGAGUCAGGGCCUCCUUGUGGUCCCAUCUGCACCAAUGAGCGAGUGGAGAGUCUCCUGCAUGAAGUGAAGCCCGAGAUCCAGACUCUGAAGGAGAAGCUCAACACGGUGUCAAUGUGGGUACAACUUCAGAUCCCUAAAAUCGAAGACGGUAACAACUUUGGAGUGGCUGUGCAGGAGAAAGUCUUUGAGUUGAUGACCAACACUCGUACCAAGAUCGAGGCAUUCCAGACUCAGAUUUCUAAAUAUUACAGUGAGAGAGGAGAUGCUGUAGCCAAAGCUGCCAAACAACCCCACGUGGGAGACUACCGACAGCUGGUUCAUGAGCUGGACCAGUAUCAGUACUGGGAACUCCGCCUUGUGGUCCUGGACCUCUGCAACACAUACGCUGUGCUCUUUGACAUCAUUAACAAGAACUAUGACAAGAUUAAGAAGCCCAGAGGAGACGGCAAGGCUCUCAUCUACUGAACCUGCACAGCCAUGCUUUCGAAGAAGACAGAUAGUGUCAUAUGACACUCAAGAAACAGUAUACCAACUCUAACUGUGAUGCUUUCUUUUUCACUUUGCAUUCAUUCGGUUUGUCACCAAAAUAAAACAAAACUAUUCCGAUUA